AUGCAGCAAACCCCUGCGAGCGGUUCUGGGAAGAACCAGCUGCAGCUGCCGGUCUUGCAAGAGAACACGGACCCCUUGAGCCAUUUGCCAGUCUACAUCGACGUCGUCGGCAAGAAGCUCGACAAGUGUUCGGAGAUGAAGGAGAAACUCGAGUCUAUGAAUACGGCACGUGGCCAGAAGCUGGCUGAGGAAAUGGAUACACAGCUGACGAAGUACCAGGAGAUCUAUGACAAGCUGAUCGAGGUCCAGGGCAACAUCAUGGACAAUCCUUCGAAGUCCUGGAAGGACGCACUUGUCAAGCAGUUUGUCAACUGCACCAAAGCGGACGUUGCAAUCAACAACCUGCUGAGUGUGAAAGCCCCGGCAUCGAAGAAAGACAAGGAGAGCCCGGAGAAGAAGCCUGGCAAGAAGAAGGGCAAGGACAAGAAGGAUAAGCCGCCGAAAAAGGAAGCCAAGAAAGAGCGUGGACGCACUCUGAGGCGGCUUCUGGGGCCAGGCCAAGAGGAUGAUGACGACGAGGAUGCAGAGCUGGCGCAGGAACUGAUGCAUGAUUACCUUUCGGGAGACUGGAAGUAUUUGCGCCAGGAUUGGCAUGUUCUUUCGAAAGAUGCAAGCUGGCGGGACACUAUCGGCUGCCGAACAAACAGCCCUCACAAGACUGGUGAUAUCCCUUUGUUUCGAAUUCCGGGAUUGGAGACGAAUACAAUCAUGACAGAUCCUAUGCACACAUUUCAUCUGGGCUGGGGCCAGGAUUUGGCUGCUAGUGGACUGAUCCUUUUAUGCCGUCUGCAAGAGUUCGGGAAUGACCGUGUGCUGAAUAGCCGAUUGCAUCGAGCAUACACAAACUUCGUGGCCUACUGUGUUAGGGGUUCCAACAAUGACUGGCCGACAUCUCUUGGUGGCAAGGCUUAUGAUACCUUUUUGGUUCUGGCUUGGAUGGAGGACCACCUCGAGAACUCGGUUUCUUAUUCUGCAAGCUUGAGGAUGAGCUUUGAGCCCUUUCAAACCCUAGAAGUAAAGUAUAUCCCAACUAUUUCAAAGCCAAGCCCUCAACUCCAAACCGAACGAGUUAUUCUAAGGCAAACCAGGAUCCUGAUGUGCAGACCCUGCGAUACACGGUGA
Messenger RNA from Symbiodinium sp. CCMP2456, 1122 nucleotides. Lineage: Eukaryota; Dinophyceae; Suessiales; Symbiodiniaceae. The record is from the annotation of a GenBank genome assembly.